GAGCCAGUAUAAAGGUCUGGUGCAGCCCCUAUUUCCUGCCUUUGACUGUGCUUGGCUAACCUUGAUCAAGUGGACAGCUCAUAAUGAAAGUGCUCUUUCUUUCCCUGUAUGUGUGCUUGGCUAUUUCUCUGAACCAUGUGGCUCAAGCCCACCAUGCUGUCACCAUGGCAGCAGAUGAACCUGAGGGCCAUUCACAUUCUAAAGUGGGGGACCAACAUGAUGUAAAACUUGACCGCUGUGAAGGAAUUGAGUUUGAUGCUAUUACCCCAGAUGAAAAAGGAAACACUUUCUUUUUUAAAGGUGACCAUCUAUGGAAAGGUUUCUCUGGGCCAGCUGAGCUCUUAAAUACCACAUUCCAAGAACUGUAUGAUUAUCAUCACCUGGGUCAUGUUGAUGCAGCCUUUCGCAUACACCAUCAGGAUGAUCCUAAAGCUCAUGACCACAUCUUCUUUUUCCUGGAUGACAAAGUGUUUAGCUAUUACAACUAUACUCUGGAAAAAGGCUAUCCUGUAAAGAUCCAGCAGGAGUUUCCUGGUGUCCCCAGCCACUUAAAUGCUGCUGUUGAGUGCCCAAAUGGAGAAUGCAUCACCGAUUCAGUGCUGUUCUUCAAAGGAAAUGAAGUUUAUAACUUUGACAUCAAGACAAAGUCAGUCAAGAAGAAGGUGUGGAGUCACUUGCCAAACUGCACAUCUGCAUUCCGCUGGCUAGAGCACUAUUACUGUUUCCAUGGUCACCACUUCACCAGAUUCCAUCCUGUUUCUGGGGAAGUGACAGGAACAUAUCCAAAGGAUGCUCGAAAAUAUUUUAUGAGGUGUGGCGAAGGAUUUGGUCAUGGAGCUGGUUUCAGAAAGCUGCGCUGCAGUGAGACCAAGCUGAAUGCAAUCACCACAGAUGAUAAAGGGAGAUCUUAUGCAUUCAUUGAUUCAAAUUAUAUGCGUUUGGACACACACCGUGAUGGCAGUCACCCUUUUCCUAUUGCCAGGUCAUGGAAGGAAAUUGCUGGUGGAGUGGAUGCAGUUUUUUCUUAUGGUGAUAAUAUGUAUAUCAUCCAGGGUGAUCAAAUCUAUAUCUACAAGUCAGCAGCCCAUUAUACUCUCAUAGAGGGCUACCCUAAACCUCUGAAGGAAGAGCUGGGCAUUGAGGGUCCUGUGGAUGCAGCAUUUUUGUGUGCAAAUCAGCACAUUGUACACAUCAUACAAGGUCAAAAGAUGUAUGACAUCGAUCUUGCAGCAACUCCUCGAGCUGUUAAACAGGAGAGGUUUAUUCCUUUUCCAGAAGUUGAUGCAGGCCUUUGUGAUGCUGAUGGCGUAAAGGUGUUUAUUGGUUCAGAAUACUAUGUGUAUAAAAGCCCGAUGAUUCUGGCUCUGAGCAAGAUCAGACCUCAACCUCAUAAGAUCUCCCCAGAUAAAUUUGGCUGUGAAGAAUAAAGACUCCUAAGACUACAACAAGGCCACAGCUUCUGAUUACCAACAAUUUUCACAAGCAUAUUAAUUUUCUGCUUCUCUUGUUCUAAUAAAAAAAAAUACGCUUGUUUAGCA
Myxocyprinus asiaticus (Chinese sucker) is the source of this 1538-nucleotide messenger RNA. RefSeq names its product hemopexin b (gene hpxb). The transcript has 10 exons. Bases 84 to 1427 code for a protein of 447 amino acids. Lineage: Eukaryota; Metazoa; Chordata; Actinopteri; Cypriniformes; Catostomidae. The record is from RefSeq and is a predicted model, not a curated record.